Glycine soja is the source of this 1173-nucleotide messenger RNA. RefSeq names its product abscisic acid receptor PYL4-like. Lineage: Eukaryota; Viridiplantae; Streptophyta; Magnoliopsida; Fabales; Fabaceae. The record is from RefSeq and is a predicted model, not a curated record. Gene Ontology annotation, cellular component: nucleus; cytoplasm. Gene Ontology annotation, biological process: response to oxidative stress; abscisic acid-activated signaling pathway. The transcript has a single exon. The coding region runs from base 142 to 798 and encodes 218 amino acids. Gene Ontology annotation, molecular function: abscisic acid binding; protein phosphatase inhibitor activity; peroxidase activity.
AAAUAUAUAUGCUUGCUCAUUCAACAACAACAUCUCUAUAUGCACAAACCACUUUAACAUAACAUCACAAAACCAAUAUCUUAGUUUUGGUGGAGAGAAGAGAAAUUGAAGGAAACAUACUUAUCAUUACAUGAACUAGAUAUGACUUGCCCUCUUCAACUCCACCGAUUCAGCCCUGCAACAGACACAUCCACCGCCAUCGCAAACGGCGUCAACUGUCCAAAGCCAGCACAAACGGCGCCGUCAACGCGCCGUUUAUUGGCGAAAGUAGGCCUUAGCGUGACGGAGAUGGUUGCUCGGCACCACGCUCACGCGGUGGGGCCCAACCAGUGCUGCUCCUUCGUGAUCCAGGCGAUCGACGCGCCGGUCUCCGCCGUGUGGCCGGUGGUGCGGCGCUUCGACAACCCGCAGGCCUACAAGCACUUCGUAAAGAGCUGCCACGUGGUCGCCGCAGGAGGCGCCGGGGGCGACGACGGCAUUCAUGUCGGCGCCCUCCGCGAGGUGCGCGUGGUCUCCGGGCUUCCCGCCGUGUCGAGCACCGAGCGCCUCGAGAUCCUCGACGACGAGCGCCACGUCAUGAGCUUCAGCGUCGUCGGCGGCGACCACCGCCUCAGGAACUACCGGUCCGUCACCACGCUCCACGGCGACGGAAGCAACGGAGGGACAGUUGUCAUCGAGUCGUACGUGGUUGACAUACCGGCCGGUAACACUAAAGAAGAGACUUGCGUUUUCGUGGACACAAUCGUACGGUGCAAUUUGCAGUCCCUGGCUCAGAUGGCUGAAAAUAUGGGAAGUUAACACUGAAGAUUUUGUUUUGUCUCUAUCUGUUAGUGUUGGAAAUUGGUGGGUAGCAACAGCAUUAGGAUUUGUUUUUGGAGGAGUCAAGGUCAGACGGCAAUGGUUGAAAUGAAGAAUGUGACAUAUAAUAUAUGUAGUUCUCUUCUCAUCUUUUUAUUUUUUCCCAUUCUAAUAGCUGUUGAGUCUGAUCGAGUGAGUACUGCUGCUGCUUCUUUUGCACCGAAUCUUUGGUUGUUGUAUCCGUGCUCAAUUAGUUUUAUUAAUUCAUCUUGUUCCUGUAAUAUUGUAAUUAUAUCCUUUUUUAUGUAGUAGAAGAGGAAGAGAAUGUUUCUAUUUGAAUUAAUGCCAUACAUAUGUUGAUAUUAGUUUACAACU